GUUUUUUCCCCAAUCUAUUCUCAUUUGAAACUUUUUUCUUAAUGCAGGCUGUACCAAACAUUGCAAUGGUUGAAACAUACACCAGAUUGCUGCUCAUUGCACCUCAUUCAUUGUUUCGUUCACAUUUCAGUGUAAUUUCCUUAAACCUGUUUUACCUCUGCAAUUAUUCUCUUUUUUCUGGAUGCAUCCGUAUGGUAGUUUAAUUGCCACUUUGUUCUAUGCUGGCUUAUAAUGUUCUUAGAGAUACUGCACUGGUAUUUUAAGGCCAGGCUGGAGGAAUUAAGUAAAAUUAUGGAUGGAGAGUUAAAUGAAGAAAACAAAUAUGUAGACAAAGAUGAUAUGGAUUUGGAUGAAAAAAGCAAGAACAGAAUUGGUGAAAUGGAUAUUGAUGAAGGCUAUUGCCAAGGGAAGUUUACAGAGAACAACCAGUUGGUGAGGAACAUUGGGAAAGUUGUUCUUGAUCUUAGAAACCUUGGGUUCACAUCAAUGGCUGAAGAUGCUUAUGCUUCUGCUAUCUUUUUGCUUCUCAAGGCUAAAGUACAUACUCUGGCUGGCGAUGAUUACCGGAAUUCUGUUUUGGAUUCCAUUAAAGGGUGGAUUCAGGUUACCUUAGUGUUUGUGAAUGCUUUCUUUACUUCUUUAUCCAAUAUAACUGUUAAUCUCACCAAUCAUGCUGUGCCUCUGCAGUUCUUAAAUGCUCUUCUUUCUUACCUUGGAGAGUCUGGUACUUUUGAAAAUCAUUCAUCUGGUCUUAAAUCACCUCUGGCUUCAUAUCCAUCUUCAUUCUAUCCUGGAAUUGAUACUCCAUUUGAAAGCCUUAUUAGGUGGAAAUUGCGGCUAGAGUAUUUUGCCUACGAAACACUGCAAGAUUUAAGGAUAGCCAAACUGUUUGAGAUAAUUGUGGACUACCCAGAGAGCUCUCCUGCAAUUGAAGACUUGAAACAGUGUCUUGAAUAUACUGGACAGCAUUCUAAGCUGGUUGAGUCUUUUAUUUCUGCAUUGAAAUACCGCUUGCUAACUGCGGGUGCCUCAACUAAUGAUAUACUGCAUCAAUAUGUUUCAACUAUCAAAGCACUCCGGACCAUAGACCCAGCUGGUGUUUUCCUUGAAGCAGUUGGUGAACCAAUAAGGGAGUAUUUGCGAGGAAGAAAAGAUACCAUAAAGUGCAUUGUCACCAUGCUUACUGAUGGAACUGGUGGGAAUACUAAUGGGUCUGGAAACACAGGGGAUAGCCUUCUUGAAGAAUUAAAUAGAGAUGAAGAAAAUCAAGAGAAUGUUGGCCUUGAUGAUGAUUUUAAUACUGAUGACAAGCAAGCGUGGACUGAUGCCCAAUGCUGGGAGCCUGAUCCUGUUGAGGCUGAUCCAUUGAAGGGUAGUCGGAAUAGAAGGAAGGUUGACAUACUUGGGAUGAUUGUAGGCAUAAUUGGUUCAAAGGACCAACUUGUUAAUGAAUACCGUGUUAUGCUAGCUGAAAAGCUUCUGAACAAAUCUGACUAUGAUAUUGACUCAGAGAUACGUACUUUAGAACUCCUCAAGAUUCAUUUUGGAGAGAGUAGCUUGCAAAGGUGUGAAAUUAUGAUUAAUGAUCUGAUUGAUUCCAAGAGGACAAACACCAACGUUAAAGCAACCAUAAGUAAACAAUCUCAAACAGGUUCUGAGAUGGUGGAGACUGGGGUGUCUCUUGAAAUUAUUGAUGCUACAAUAAUAUCUUCAAAUUUCUGGCCCCCAAUCCUGGAUGAGGCACUUAUCAUACCUGAGCAUGUUGACCACUUGCUCUCUGAUUAUGCUAAAAGGUUUCAUGAAAUCAAGACCCCUCGCAAGCUACUUUGGAAGAAAAAUCUUGGUACAGUCAAGUUGGAGUUGCAAUUUGAAGAUAGAGCCAUGCAGUUUACUGUGGCUCCUGUUCAUGCUGCAAUCAUUAUGCAAUUUCAAGAACAAACAAGUUGGACCUCUAAGAAUCUUGCUGCUGCUACUGGGAUGCCAGUUGAUGUGCUAAAUCGGAAAAUUAACUUUUGGAUAAGUAAGGGAAUUAUCACAGAAUCACUAGGGACCAAUCCUAGUGACAAUUUGUUUACUCUUGUGGAAAGCAUGGUUGACACAAGCAAGAGUGGCAGCAAUAGUGGAAAUUCUGAAGAGCUUCUGACAGGUGAUGAAGAGGGCGAGGGAUCUGUGGCCUCUGUUGAGGAUCAAAUACGUAAAGAAAUGACUGUCUAUGAGAAAUUUAUCAUGGGUAUGCUCACAAACUUUGGCAGCAUGGCAUUAGAUCGAAUUCAUAAUACGCUAAAGAUGUUCUGUGUAGCUGAUCCUGCUUAUGAUAAAUCACUCCAACAGUUGCAAAGCUUCUUAUCAGGUCUAGUGUCUGAAGAGAAACUAGAGCUGAGAGACGGAAUGUACUUCCUGAAGAAGUAAAGUAGCUAAUUUAGACCCAAAAAAAAAAAAAGAAGAAGAAGAAAAAGUUGACUAGUACAAUUGUGUCAGUCAGCCUACUCGAUGCAACGAACAGAUAUUGCUAUUAAGGGAAAAAAUGCUAGGAUCUACUGGAGUUUACUUAGUCAUCAGCAGGCAAACUACUUACAUAGGCAGCUUUAUUUGUAGAGGAGCAUUUUGCCCCAUGAGUGUGUUCAAAGUUCUAAUCAUUUACCAGAAAUUAGGUUACAUAGCCACACUUUGUGGGAUGACCAAAAAAUAUACACCUGUUUCAUUA
Molecule: messenger RNA, 2704 nt
Organism: Rubroshorea leprosula
Lineage: Eukaryota; Viridiplantae; Streptophyta; Magnoliopsida; Malvales; Dipterocarpaceae
Source: the annotation of a GenBank genome assembly